AUGACCGUAUUGCCGCGAAGAAAUACAGCAAGCAAGCUGAUCACCCGACAAGGACAAGCCUUGGGUGAGGAGACACCGCCACCCCUGAGGGGAUACCCCUCUAAGAGGGAUACCGUUAAACAAUGCGCACUUCAUGGGGAGCACGGUCAUUACACCAACAACUGCAACGCCUGUGAAAGCCAUAUUGAGGAGUUGGUCAGAGAUGGCCAUUGCACAGAGUUCAUCGCAAAGAAGACCAUCCAGCAGAUCGAGUAUCGUGAUACAGCUGCCAAGGAACCUCUCCAAAAGGUCAUACGGAUCAACACCAUUCUAGCCGACUCCCAAGAGUCCGGGCUGACCACCAAGGAGCGCAAGAGAAAGAUCGCACAGACGACUUAUGUCUCCCAAGUCACAACAGGCGUACCAAUCACUGCGGAUACACCCAUCAUCGGUUUUCAGAAGGACUUGAUCGAGCUUGAUCUGCCGCAUAAUGACGCCUUAAUCAUCUCCAUCAAAAUUGAACAAGCUGUGAUCGAGCGAGUUCAUGUGGAUGAGGGCAGUGCAACCAACAUCCUAUAA
Molecule: messenger RNA, 558 nt
Organism: Prunus persica (peach)
Lineage: Eukaryota; Viridiplantae; Streptophyta; Magnoliopsida; Rosales; Rosaceae
Exons: 2
Coding region: 1-558 (185 amino acids)
Source: RefSeq, a predicted model, not a curated record